Spea bombifrons (plains spadefoot toad) is the source of this 2447-nucleotide messenger RNA. It is a transcript of the gene ZNF503, whose product is annotated as zinc finger protein 503. Gene Ontology annotation, biological process: negative regulation of DNA-templated transcription. Gene Ontology annotation, cellular component: nucleus. The coding region runs from base 259 to 1824 and encodes 521 amino acids. The record is from RefSeq and is a predicted model, not a curated record. NCBI's taxonomy places the organism in Eukaryota, Metazoa, Chordata, Amphibia, Anura, Pelobatidae. The transcript is spliced from 2 exons.
CUUCUCAUACAUUGUUUCCCAACAAGAGAGAGAUACAUUGUAUCACGCGGAGGAUUCCACGAGACGCGGGGGGAAACGUUACCGAUACCCAGGAGGGUCUAGGAGCGGAUACCGUGUAUUUGUAGCUGCUCGUCUGCCCCGGAGGAGGAAUUACCUUGUUGAAUCUACACCACUGCGGGCUUUUGUUUUUUUAGCCCUUCUACCGUCCCCCCCAAAAAAAAUACCAUCAACCGCCCACCAAAUGCCGGUUAGGGGGACAUGAUCAGCUCCCCAUUGGCUUCUACAAGUCGUGAGAGUCCACGGGAGAUAAGAGCCGGUAAUCACAGUGUGCCCCCCAGCGACCCCCACAGACAGGCAGGAAGGCUGCCCAUCAAGGUGCUGAAGAUGCUGACAGCCAGGAGUGGGCACAUCCUACACCCGGAGUACCUACAACCCCUACCCUCCACCCCGGUCAGCCCCAUAGAGCUGGAUGCCAAGAAGAGCCCCCUAGCCCUGCUGGCCCAAACCUGCUCUCAGAUUGGGAAGCCGGAUCCUACCCCCUCCAAACUGUCUGCGGUCACUGGGACCACCACCGCCGGGGAGAAGGAGCCCAAAUCUGCCCCCCUCAAACUGAGCGACAUCGGGGCAGAGGACAAGUCCAGCUUCAAGCCUUACUCCAAGCCCCCCGACAAGAAGGAGUCCUCCGGGGGGGACAAGUCUGGAUUUCGUGUCCCCAGUGCCACCUGCCCUCCCUUUACCCCCAGGACCGGCAGCCCAGGCUCCCCACGCACCCCUCCCCCGUCUGUAGACCCCAAACCCACCGGGGAAGCCUUGGAUAAGAAGGAGGUCGAACCGUGCGCUAAGAGCGCUCCUUCCCCGCACGGCCGGCACAGCGUGGACCUUCCUCAGUCUGACGUCGGGGGCAAGAGCCUGUCCGCUGCCCCCUCCCCGACCCCGGUGUCCUCCAGCUCUUCGGGAUCGGUGCUGGGCUCGGGGCUGGUGGCUCCCGUGUCCCCCUACAAGCCUGGCCACACCGUGUUCCCCCUGCCCCCAGCGGGCAUCUCCUAUCCUGGCACCCUGGCCGGAGCCUACGCCGGCUACCACCACCAGUUCCUGACACACGGGGUGUCUCUGGACCACUCCAAAGGCAGCUCCAUGGUGGGUGCCCAGCUGGGCAGCCUGGGUUGCCCCAGCAAGUCUGCAGCCUCCAGCCCCCUGACCGGAGCCUCCCCUCCGUCGGUGAUGACCGCCAGCCUCUGCAGGGACCCCUACUGCCUCAGCUACCACUGCGCCUCCCAGCUGGGGGCAAACAGCAGCUGCGGCCACGACCUCAAAUCUGGAUACCCCCUGAUGUACCCCAGCCACGCCCUCCAUGGGGUCUCCCCUCCAUCCCUGCCCGGGCACCCCCUCUACCCCUAUGGCUUCAUGCUGCCCAACGACCCCCUGCCCCACGUGUGUAACUGGGUAUCCCCCACUGGCCCCUGCGACAAGCGCUUCUCCACCUCCGAGGAGCUCCUGAAUCACCUGAGGACUCAUACCACCUUCCCAGGGGCCACAGACAAACUCCUGCCCGGAUACCCCAGUUCCUCCUCCCUGGCAGCAGCUGCCAUGGCAUGCCACAUGCACAUACCCCCCACAGGACCCACCUCGGGCUCUCUCACCCUGCGCAGCCCCCACCACCACCCCCUGGGACUCAGCACCAGUCGCUACCACCCUUACUCCAAAAGCCCCCUGCCCUCAGGAGGUGCCCCGGUGCCCAUGUCAGCUGCCACAGGACAUUACUACUCACCCUAUGCCCUGUACGGGCAGAGACUCACCACAGCUUCUGCGCUGGGCUACCAAUAGCCACCACCGGAGGGCGCUCACACCAGGACACAAUAUACUUGGUUUUAAUGCGGUUUUUUAAGGAAAGAAAAUGAGAUUUUUGGGUGUUUCACCUAGGACUGGAUCCACGGACACUCUAAUUUAUUUCUGUUAGCUCCAAGCAGGACAUCUCAUUAAAAAAAAAAGUGAAUUUCUGGUAAUAAAAAAAAAUUAUAAAUCCUAAUCUGGGGACAAUUUUCAUUUUAAUGUUACUUAAAAAAAAAAAGACUUCUUAUUGUAAUGUAUCUAAUUUAACUUCUCAUUGGGAGUAACAAUCUUUUUCCUCCCCAAAAAAAUAAUAAUUACAAACAAUGCAUGUUUCUUACGUAAAGAGCCGGCGUUCUAAUUUCAAAAUUCAAUUAUUUUUCAUUUUAAAAAAAAAAAAUCACACAGAGAAAAACUUGGUAUUUUUUGUAUGUAUUCUGGGGGGAAAAAAAAUCGAAAAAAUAUUUUAUUGCUAAAAAAAAUCCCUCUUUUGCCUUAUUUUGUUUUUGGGAUAAAUAUUGUUUUUUUUUUUUUUUGGUAUGUUCGCUUGGGAAUUCUGCAUCUUGUACCAAAAUUCACACAGUGUAUUUGCUUUCAGAAUUAAAAAUAUUUGAUUUUAA